UUCAGGACGUGUGUGUCGGAGAGCAGAGAGCCAUGCAGGUCUGAAGUGUGUGAGGGUCUCUCAGCUGAAGCUGCCUCCCUCCCUGGAAGAUGGUCCUGCUGCUCGGUCUGCUUUUAAUCCUCUGUGGAGCCCCGAGUCUGUGUCUGGAGGAAGACACAUCCUUUCUCUUGGAUGGGGACAUCCGUCACUUGGCCGUGGACAGUAACACGGUUUACAUCGCCACUGAAGAGAAACUGUACCAGCUGAACCACGACCUGACCCCGGUCCACAGUCUGACCCUGAGAGGAGUCCUGAAUCCGGACACGGAGGACUUCUACAGAGUUCCUGCUGCCGCUGACUGGAACGCAACUUUCAGGGUCAAUGUUUUAUUACCGUUUGAGAAGAAUCAGUCUGUGAUCAGCUGCGGUGUGAUCGAUGGAGCGUCGUGUGGAUACUGUGAGAUUCUGGACCUGAACAACAUCUCCAACAUUCUGCACAAGGAAAACUUCCAGGUGGGACCAGCCAAACGCAGCAGCGCGUCCGUCGCUUUUCUGGUGACCCUGAAGAAAAACCAGCCUCGCAGUGACUCUUAUAUUCUGACUGCGAUACAACAGGACGGGUCUGGAGAGGAGAAAUGUCCCUCUGAUUCAGGAACUGUAAACCUUCACAACACUGAGGACACUUCCACCGGGGGGAUAUUUUCUACAAAUGAGGCAUCUGGCGUACCCACCAUCAAAAGUAAAGGGAACUUGGAGUUCGUGGAUGGAUUCCAGAUCAACUCGACCAUAUAUCUGCUCGCCAAUGAGCCACCAGGUGCUAAAAACAACCACAUCCAUCUGUUUUGGCUCAAAGACAAAUUACAUGAAGAGAAGACUCUGAAGUCUCUGAUGGGAGCUGUCAUCUUCUCUGGUAGUGAUGGCAGCAGACUGCUGGCCUCCUCGGUCGUCCCGGGUGGUCCGCAGAGGCUGUGGAGCGGCGUGUUCAGUGUGGAUGGAAGACAAACCAACAGCCAGCUGCUGCUGUUUGACUUCAAUCUUCAAAGAUCGCUUAGAACUCUGCGUCAGAAUACAGUUCUCCUCAGGCAGAGCUCCAUGACCUCUGUUCUGGCAGUGAGGCAGAACAGCUGGAUGGUUUUCUUCAUCGGGACUGGAGACGGGCAGCUCAUCAAGCUUGCUGUGGACAGGAAGUAUCACACCACCUGUCCCAGAGUGCUCUACAUGUCCAACCAGGACCGCCGAGUGUUUCCCAGAAUGCACCUGGAUCCAGUGGAUCAUAAACAUGUGUAUGUGCCAUUUCAAAAUGAGGUGAAGCGUGUGGCUGUAGCAAAGUGCAGCACACACACAAAUGUCCAGGAGUGGUGGACUGCUCAGGAUCCAUACUGUGUGUGGUGUGUCUCCAAAGGAAGCUGCACCUUUGAAGAUGACUGUGAGGACUCCCACUGGCUGUCCAUUCCUGAUGUCUUCCAGCAGAAACUGAUUUCCCACAAAGUUGUUGAAGACGGGACUGGACAGCUCACUCUGAACAUCCAGACUCAUGUGAGUGUGAGCAAAGAGGCCCGGUUCGCCUUUCCCACAAUGCACCUGCAUCCUUUCUGA
Molecule: messenger RNA, 1574 nt
Organism: Salarias fasciatus (jewelled blenny)
Lineage: Eukaryota; Metazoa; Chordata; Actinopteri; Blenniiformes; Blenniidae
Product: plexin-C1-like
Exons: 8
Coding region: 90-1574 (494 amino acids)
Biological process (GO): semaphorin-plexin signaling pathway; regulation of cell migration; negative regulation of cell adhesion
Cellular component (GO): plasma membrane; semaphorin receptor complex
Molecular function (GO): protein binding; semaphorin receptor activity
Source: RefSeq, a predicted model, not a curated record